Paramecium sonneborni is the source of this 6738-nucleotide messenger RNA. The record is from the annotation of a GenBank genome assembly. NCBI's taxonomy places the organism in Eukaryota, Ciliophora, Oligohymenophorea, Peniculida, Parameciidae.
AUGCCACCUGGUUAAUCGUAAGCCUUUAUUUCAUAUUUUUAGACAGAAGAACAAAUAAUAAUUAAAAAUGGUGUUGACACCUUAAAAAUUAGAGUUGUUACAGGAAAAUCGUAAGCUACUUAGCCACAUUUUCAGCAUCGGAAACUUGCAUGGGCAGCACAAUCUUCAUAGAGCUAUGCUUAGGUAUUCCUUUUGUUUAAUAAUCUUAAUAGAAUGAGAGCAGCAAUGAUCGAAAAAAAAAUUGAUGUUUCUAAAAUAUCUAAAAAGAUUAAAGGAAAAAUUGUGUCUUAGUUAUUAAGAUAUGAGAGCCAUACAUCCCUUCAUGAGGCAUUUUUAAGGUAUAAAAAUUAAUUAUCAGUAAGAUGGAAAAUACGAGCUGAUCCCGAAAUCGUUAAGAAAGCUGUUGAUUAAAUACUUCUCAACUCAAGAUUAAAUGAAUUUAAUGCUUUUCACAAGUUGAAAAAUCUCAUAGGGUAUUAAUAUUAUAGAUGUAUUUUAGAUAAAAAGAUCCUUAAAAAAAAAUGAAUGCCAAAAAGAGAAAAAAUAUGUGUUUAAUGAAUUUGGCUCUUUUCCUUCAAAAGAAGGAUUUUUAACUAAAAACCGCAGCCAUCUCUGCUUUAAAACCAAAAAAUCAGGAUUCAGAUAAAAUGUUAGGAUUAUUACUCUGGAGCAUUAGUUCUAAACAUAGAGAAAGAUACUUAAGAGAGAAAUUUAAUUGGUGGAGGUUAAUUGCAAAAGUAAAAUCAGAUAAACUCUAAAAAUAAUUGAAAGCCCUUGAAAGAUUAGGGGAUGAAUACAAUAUGAGAAAUGAUAGAUUAGAUCGAUAAAGACUUAAGGAGGUAUAAAAAAUCUAAGAUUAUCUUUUAGGCUUUUGAGAAGUGGAGAGGGGAUUUAAUGAAUUUUAGACUCAAAAAAAAGUUUUUUACUGUAUUAUUAAAAACUACAUUUGGUAGAUUAUAGAGAUGUUAUACUAGAUGGGUCGAUCUACCUGACAAAAGGGAAAAUGACAUGAAAAAGUAAGGAAUGUUAUUAAUAACGAAAUUGGCCAAUAAAGCUGACCAAAAUAAACGAUUGGUCUGGAAUUCCUUUAAGAUUAUUGAUGAUGAUGCUAAAAAUAAGAAAACUAAAGUCAUAAGAGAAUUAAUAGAGGUUACUUUUAAUCAAUCCUAUACAGCCUUCUAUAAAUGGGCAAAUUACAACACCUAUGCUAAAUUAACAGAAACAAACUUAAAAAAAAUUAAGGCUCUUUAAGCUAGUGCUAAUGUUACCUAAUAGUUAGUCAAGUAGGAAACAUUUAAAUUUUUUGGAUUAAGUAAAAAGGCUGAAAUAUGCUAAUUUCUCAAUAAACUGAUUUUAAAAAUAUAAUAAAGACAAAAAAUUGAUGCUCUCAGAUAAAUUGAAAAUGUUAGUAUGCAGAAAAAAAUGCAAGAAAAGUUAGAUAAUAUAAAUAAACAGGAAAUAAUUUCAAGAUUAGGCGAUACAGCGAAUAAAACAGAGAAAGGCUUGCUUAGAUAAGUUUUAAGAAAAUUUGCUGCAUUGAGAGAAUAACAAGAAAUUAAAAAUAAGUAUUUUGGAAGAAUUAUUUUGACUACUAGCGGAAUGGCUAUGGAUGCUUUUCGUAGAUGGAAAUAAUUACCUGAUCCAACAGAAUAAUAAAUGCUAUAAAAUGUUUCAAAGUUCUAGCUAAGACUUUAAUUCCUUUUUAAAUAAAGAGUAAAAUAAUCUUUUGAUCCUUUAAAAGAAGUUUAUUAUUAAGGUAUCUAAUCUAAAAGGUUAUGUAUCAAAUAAAUGUUAAUAAAAUAAUUAAGUGCACCUUAAAGAUUUUUACGUCAAUGGUAAUCUAUGAACAAAAUCUAUAAAUCUGUUAUCGUUUGUUAAAAAACCAAUAAUUUUUUUGAUUCAUUAUAGGAAGUUAUGAAAAAUAAUAUAAGAGCAUUUUUAUUUACUAGAAAGGACGCUGAAAUAAAAGAAAUGUGCUUAGUAAAAUUAAUGUCUUCAUUUACUAAUAAUUUGAUGAUUGCAUUUUUAAAAUGGAAAAAUUACAAUAAACAAUAAAAAAUUUCAGAAAAGAUGGGGGAUGAGAAAAAAAAGUUUAUGUUAAUCAACCUACAAAGAUUUAUAAAGAAUGAUAACUUAAAUAGAUUAAGAAGAAUUUUAAAGCUCUUUUAUAAUGAAAAAUAAGUAAAUUAAUUGAUAAAAAAAAUUCAUUUGAGAGUCCUUCAAACUUAAAUAGGAUAAAUUGAAUUAUCAUUUUUAAAAUGGAAAUCAUUGCCUGGAGAUGAAGCAUUGAAAAAUUAAGCUAAAGUAAGUAAAUUUGCUAUUUCUCUUGGUAAAAUUGCUUAUAGAUUUGUGAAAUUAAAUUCUUGGGACUAAUUAGAAUAUGAAUUAUUAGAUGGAUAAGCUAAAAAAAAGUUCUGCAUAAAUAAAAUUAUUGCUGUUACUCAAAGCGACUUAAAAAAAGCAUUUUUGUUAUGGCAUCGAAAAGCUUGGGAAAUGAAAAUGUUCGAUAAAUUUUCCUAACUUAAUGUGACAUUAAAUGAUUAAAUUGUCAAGUAAAAAUUGAUUGGAUGGAUUAAUGCCGGAUCUAAAGUAAAGUUUUAUGCAUUAACUGAAGUACUUAGAAGAUUCAAUCAUAAUGCAAUAGAAAAUAAUCUCAAAAGAAAGGCUCUUGCUAUAAUAAAUAGAAAUACAAUUUCAUAAGUUUGGCUAUCAUUCAAUAAGUGGAAAUAACUACCUGAAGAUGAUAAUGAUUUAAAGGUUAAGGCAAGCAUUUUUGAAUAAUCCCUUAACAAAUUUGCAAUUCAUAUUUUUAAGAAAUACACUUGGAAUCCUUUAUAGGAAGUAUACGACGAUGCUUAGGCAAUUAAGAAGAGAGCAGUAUUAUUAAUGAUAAAAACGUAAGAAUCAGAAUAACAAAGAACAUUGGAUUAAUGGAAUAAAAAUAUUUCAUUAAUAAGAGAAGUAGAGAAAUGCAAAGUUGUGAUAAAUUUAUUCGGAUUUUUAGGAUAACAUAUCAAAAACAAUAUUGCCCCAUUAAAACCAGAUGAAGAAUCAUAAAAAAAAGAAAAAGCUUUACUUAGACUUAUAGGAAACUUUGAUAGUAAUUUAAGGUAUUUCUUUAUGAAAUGGUACAAUGAUGGCAAAUUAACAAAAUUAUAAGGUGCUAUGACUGAAGAGAAAAAGAAGUUGUUAUUAGAAGCAAUAAACAACUUCUCUAAAAAUAACGAUUUUGCAAGAUUAAGAGCUAUUCUUGCUAAAUUUAAAAGAAAUUCAAGCAUUACUGCUGUCUAAGAUAGAUUCUUUGCUAAAUUAUUUGCAACUUAAUUUGGAGGUGCUAUUGUAGCAUUCUAAAAAUGGAAAAAUUUACCAGAACCAGUUAAUACUGAAUAAUUAAAGAAUGCAAGAAAAUUUGAGAGAUAAUUAGAUGUUCUAUUCCAUGGUCACUUAAAGGUUUCUUUUGAUCCAUUAAAAGAGGAUUACAUGGAUGCUUAAAAUAUAAAGAGAAUGUGUUUAAGAAAAAUAUUUGAGAAAAGUAUGAGUGCUCAUAAAAGAUUAUUCUUACUUUGGGCCUAGUAGAAUAGAUAAGCAAAGCAAAUUGAACUAUGCAAAUUAACUACAAGCUUAUUUGUAGGUUUAGCAUAAAUUGUAACUGCCAAUGUUCAACCUAUUAUGUAAAAUCCACGAGAAGCAUAAGCCAAAGAAAAAGCUUUACAUCUAAUAUUCUAAGGUUAAACUGAAAACUUAAGUAGAGCUUUCAUUUUAUGGAGAAAUAGAGCUCAAUAGGAAAGAAUGAAUUAGAACUUUGAAGAUGCUUUAACAAUUGAGAAGAAAAAGAAAUUGACUGAAUAAUUGGUAUAAUUUGAAAAUGGAAAUAAAUUUGCUCUCUAUAGAGCAAUUUUAGCUAAAUUCUCUUUGGCUCAUAAAAAAGAAAAGUUGGUUCUUUAAAUUAAUGCAAGAAUUUUAAGAACUUAAAUAGGUGCUGUUUGGGAUACAUUUAAUAAAUGGAAGAAUCUUCCUGAAGCUAAUGCUGAAGAUUUAAUUAAAGCAAGUAAGUUUGAAACUUAAUUAAACAAAUUUGCUUUACAUAUUUGGAGAAAAAAAACUUGGAAUCCUCUCUAAGAAGUUUAUGAUGAUGCAUAAGCUUUAAAAAAAAGAGCAAUAAUUUUGAUGAUUAAGACUUAAGAAUCUGAACAAUAAAGAGCUUUGGAUUAAUGGAACAAGAAUGUUGGUUUAAUUAAAGAAGUAGAAAGAUGUAAAUGUGUUAUUGGAUUAUUUGGAUUUAUUGGACUACAUAUCAAAAACAAUAUUGCCCCAUUAAAACCAGAUGAAGAAUCAUAAAAAAAAGAAAAAGCUUUACUUAGACUUAUAGGAAACUUUGAUAGUAAUUUAAGGUAUUUCUUUAUGAAAUGGUACAAUGAUGGUAAGUUAGCAAAAUUAUAAGGUGCUAUGACUGAAGAGAAAAAGAAGUUGUUAUUAGAAGCAAUCAACAACUUCUCUAAAAAUAACGAUUUUGCAAGAUUAAGAGCUAUUCUUGCUAAAUUUAAAAGAAAUUCAAGCAUUACUGCUGUCUAAGAUAGAUUCUUUGCUAAAUUAUUUGCAACUUAAUUUGGAGGUGCUAUUGUAGCAUUCUAAAAAUGGAAAAAUUUACCAGAACCAGUUAAUACUGAAUAAUUAAAGAAUGCAAGAAAAUUUGAGAGAACUUUAGAUUCACUUUUUAGAGGCCGUGUAAAAGGUUCUUUUGAACCAUUCAAAGAUAUCUAUUAAGAUGGUAAUAGCAAAAAGUUAUAUUGCUUAAGAAAAUUAAUGACACUUGCUAUGGGUUAAAAUAAAAGAUUAUUCAUAUAUUGGAGAGAUAUAAAUAAAUUACAUAAAUAAAUAGAAACAUGCAGACAUACUACAAAUUUGUUUUAAGUUCUUUCUCUAACACUAGCUGGCCAUGUCUAAACAAUAUUUAAACCCAAUAAAUUAUAAGAAAGUGUUUUGAACAAAAUGUUAAUGAAUUAUAAUAAUUGUUUAAGAUGGGCUUUCAUUAAUUGGAAUAAUCAUACUAAAUAAGCUAAGAUUCAAACUUAACUGGAUGAUGAAAAGAAAAGAUUGUUGCUAUUUGCUCUUCAUAGAAAUUUAAGAACAAAUGAUUAAGGUAAAUUAAGAGAUAUUUUAAGAAAGUUUUAAUAGGAAAGAAAGAAUAAAGCUUUAAUUAAAAAAAUAUAAAUCUAAUUAUUGCAUACAGUAGUAGGAUAGUUAGAAACUACCUUCUAAAAAUGGAAGGCAUUACCUGAAACGAAAGAAUUAGAUUAAAUAAAAGCAAGUGUUUUUGAAAAAUCUCUUAAUCGAUUCAAAAUUCAUAUGGUUAGAAAGUCAGCAUUUAAUCAAUUAUAAAAUGUUUAUUUAGAUGGAUAAGCAAAAUAAAAAUAUGCCAUUAAUAAAAUGCUGUAUAACUGUAUGAGUGCUUAAAAGAAAGCAUUUUUGAAAUGGUACAAGGUUGUUGAAUUUAGUAGAGCAGCAGAAGCUUUCACUAUAUCAGAUAAGAAGAAACUUGCAAUUUAAUUAUUCUAUCAACAUAAAAUGAACUAAAUAAAUGUUGCUUUUGUAGAAUGGAAACGUUUAUCAUCAAGUUUAACAACUAAAAAGGAAUCUGCUUAAGAUAGAGAGACUAGAUUGAAGAAAUAAGCAAUUCUUUUAUUCUAAAACUUUGCAUAGAUAAAAUUAAGAAUAUAUUUCUAAAAAUGGAAUAUUAGAGCAGUUAAGAAGAACAUGAUCUCAGUAUUUAAUGCACUAUAAAAAUUACUUUUGUUCAAUAUGAAAUAAGAUAGAGAGUUAAUGAAAGAAGCAUUAGAUAUUUGGAGAGGACCUAAACUUUAAAAUUAAUGGUUUUAGAGAGUGGCUUAGAUGAUUGCAAAGAAUUCAAGAAUUACUCCAUAAAUUGCUUUUUGGAGAAUGAGAGAUAAUGCAACUACAUAGAAAGCUGUUAGUUUAAAUACUAUAUAAAUAGUGAAAUGCAAAAAGUUGAUAAAUAAUUUGCUGAAAGCAUACGACAGAGUUAGAUAAAGAGCAUUUACAAAUAUCGAACAUUUUGGAAGAGGAGUAACUGAUGCUAGUUCAUUCUAACCAUCACAUUCAAGUUUCUUAUAAUAGACACCAGUUAAAGAUUCUUAGAACAAAUCAUAAAUGGAAUCAAUAAUAAUAAAGCAUAGUUAAUAGGUUGCUCUUAAUACUUUGUAAAGAGUAUUCCGUAGACAUUUGAAAUUAAGAUUCACUGAAUUGAUAUUGAUAGCUUCUCAAUCAUAAAGAUUAGGUGAAUAAAUGUUGAAGAGUACUAUUUAACCAACUCAAUAUAAAUUCAUUCAUAAGAAAAUGGCAACUGAAAAGUUGAUUGGCAUAAUUGAAAGAAAUAUCUAAUUAAAAGAAUUAGUAUUUUUCAAUUCGAUAGCUAAUGUAUAAUUUUAUUUUUAAUUUUAGUAAUCUGAUCCAGAUUUGCUCUAAAGAAUGAAUGAAUUAAUUGAAGAAAAUAGUAGAUUAAGAGAUCAAGCUACUAAUGAUGAAACUAUUAAUUCUAAAGACCAAUAUAUCCAAGAAUAACAAAGAUUAAUUCAAGAUUUGAAUACACGAAUUGAUAGAAUAAGAGCAUAAAGGUAUAAUGUCUAAAUAUAAAAUAGAUUAAUAAAACUUUUGGAAUAAUAUAUGAAUCAAAAUCUUUAUGACAGUCUUAUGAUACUUUAAGAAUAUAACAAAGAAUGA